Molecule: messenger RNA, 1491 nt
Organism: Aspergillus oryzae RIB40
Lineage: Eukaryota; Fungi; Ascomycota; Eurotiomycetes; Eurotiales; Aspergillaceae
Product: NADH-quinone oxidoreductase subunit NuoF
Exons: 3
Coding region: 1-1491 (496 amino acids)
Molecular function (GO): 4 iron, 4 sulfur cluster binding; NAD binding; FMN binding
Source: RefSeq, a predicted model, not a curated record
AUGAUAUCUCGAGCGGCGGCUCCCUCGUCUUCCUCCCUCGCCAACCUUUCCUCCCGCUCCCUCCGAGUCCAGGGCCAGGCUGCCCGCACCUUCGCGACCGUCCAGGACAACGCCCCCCCAGUACGGCAUCAUGGCGGUCUGCAGGACCAGGACCGGAUUUUCACAAACCUUUACGGACACCAUGGCGCCGAUCUGAAGUCGGCAAUGAAGUACGGUGAUUGGCAUAGGACCAAGGAUAUUGUUCUGAAGGGCGAUGACUGGCUUAUCUCGGAACUCAAAGCUUCUGGUCUUCGUGGUCGUGGUGGUGCUGGUUUCCCCUCAGGAUUGAAAUACUCUUUCAUGAACUUCAAGGACUGGGAUAAGGACCCCAGACCCCGUUAUCUGGUCGUCAAUGCCGAUGAGGGUGAGCCCGGAACCUGCAAGGACCGUGAGAUUAUGCGCAAGGACCCCCAGAAGCUCAUUGAAGGCUGUCUCGUUGUCGGUCGUGCGAUGAACGCCAACGCUGCCUACAUCUACAUCCGUGGCGAGUUCUACCAUGAAGCUACCGUCCUCCAGCGGGCCAUCAACGAGGCCUAUGAGGCUGGUCUGAUCGGCAAGAACGCCUGCGGAACCGGUUACGAUUUCGACGUCUACAUCCACCGUGGUAUGGGUGCUUAUGUUUGUGGUGAGGAAACCUCUUUGAUCGAGUCCAUCGAGGGUAAAGCCGGCAAGCCUCGUCUUAAGCCCCCAUUCCCUGCUGCUGUCGGUCUGUUCGGCUGCCCCAGUACCGUCACCAAUGUUGAGACCGUCGCUGUGACCCCCACUAUCAUGCGUCGUGGUGCCAGCUGGUUCUCCUCAUUCGGUCGUGAGCGCAACGCUGGUACCAAGCUGUACUGUAUUUCCGGCCACGUCAACAACCCCGUUACCGUCGAGGAGGAGAUGUCCAUCCCUCUUCGUGAGCUGAUCGAUCGUCACUGCGGUGGUGUCCGCGGUGGCUGGGACAACCUCCUGGCUGUCAUUCCCGGUGGUUCCUCGACCCCUGUCAUCCCCAAGUCUGUCUGUGAUGACCAGCUCAUGGAUUUCGACGCUCUCAAGGACAGCCAGAGCGGUCUCGGUACCGCCGCCGUGAUCGUCAUGGACAAGUCCACCGACAUUGUCCGCGCCAUCUCCCGUCUGUCUAGCUUCUACAGGCACGAGAGUUGCGGUCAGUGCACUCCUUGCCGUGAGGGAAGCAAGUGGACCCAGCAGAUUAUGCAGCGUAUGGAGACUGGCCAGGCCCGUGAGCGUGAAAUCGACAUGCUCCAGGAGCUGACCAAGCAGGUCGAGGGCCACACCAUUUGUGCUCUGGGUGAGGCCUUUGCCUGGCCCAUCCAGGGUCUCAUCCGUCACUUCCGCCCCGAACUAGAGGCUAAAAUCAGGGAGCAUGCUCAGGAGCUCGGACAGGCCCCUUAUGCCGGUGGCUGGCACCCUAACAGCAGGGCCGAGGGCAAGCUGAUUUCCCCGGGCAUGUAA